CCGCGCGCGUCGCCGAUACACACUCCCGCGCACGCGCACACGCACCCUGUGGAUUUACUCUCGAAGCUGCGAGCCCGCCGCCAUGACACGAGUCAACGCUUUUUUGGUCCCCGCCCUACUCCUGCUGGUCGCCGUGACUGCGUCACCGCCGAAGCGUCACUACAAACGCGACGCGCCGCUGAGCUCAUCGUAUCUCCCACCAUCCAGCGGAGGUGGCCGCCCCUCAUCAUCAUACGGCCCACCAAGCCGGCCAUCUUCCAGCUACGGUCCACCCAGCAGGCCCUCAUCCAGCUACGGACCCCCACCUAGCAGACCUUCCAGCAGCUAUGGACCACCACCCUCUUCAAGCUAUGGAGCCCCGCCAAGACCAUCCUCCAGCUACGGCGCACCACCAAAACCAUCCAGCAGUUACGGAGCUCCCGCCAGGCCGCCAGCGACCAGCUACGGAGUACCCACUGGACCGUCCACGUCUUACGGUGCCCCAAAACCUUCGAGCAGCUACGGAGCCCCACCUAGGCCAUCUAGCAGCUACGGCGCCCCACCCAAACCUUCAAGCUCAUAUGGUGCCCCGGCUCCAUCCAGCUCUUAUGGCGCUCCCGCCCCUUCAAGCUCUUAUGGAGCCCCUGCUGCCCCAUCUAGCUCUUAUGGCGCCCCUGCCCCAUCCAGCUCAUAUGGAGCACCUGCUCCAUCUAGCUCUUACGGCGCCCCUGCUCCAUCUAGCUCUUAUGGAGCACCUGCCCCUUCUAGCUCCUAUGGAGCCCCUGCGGCUCCGUCUAGCUCUUAUGGAGCCCCAGCCCCAUCCAGCUCCUACGGCGCCCCUGCUGCCCCAUCAAGCUCUUACGGAGCCCCCGCACCUUCAUCAUCCUACGGCGCCCCAUCUUCCAGUGGCAGCGGGCACGGCAGCAGCGGUUUCAGCGGCAGCGCGUUCAGCAGCAGUGGAUUUAGCUCAAGUGGAUUCGGAAGCAGUGCACCAUCUUCAAGCUACGGUGCCCCUUCAGCUCCUUCCAGCAGUUACGGUGCCCCAGCUCCUUCAAGUUCUUAUGGAGCCCCUGCUGCCCCCUCAAGCAGCUAUGGAGCACCUAGCUCUGGCGGCUUCUCCUCUGGUGGCGGCCAUGGAUUCUCAUCAAGCGGAUCAGGAGGUUUCUCGUCCGGAGGGCACUCUAGUGGCGGAUUCUCAUCAGGCGGUUCAGGCUACUCAUCUGGUGGAUUCUCGUCCAGCGGAUCAGGUGGCUAUUCGUCUGGUGGAUCUGGAGGAUAUUCUGGUGGCAGCAGUCACGGCUCCGGCGGUGUGCCGGCUACCAUCAACCAAAGUUAUGACUCCAACGGCGGAUACGUAUACUAGACUAAAGUCUUCGAGACUUUUAGCUUCUUAGUAUUGGUGUAGUCAAUUGUUUAGUUCUCAGCCCUCUUUAAAGGAGCGUCGAUGAUACUUCCCUGGUGGACGACACGGUUUGGGGUUUGUACGCAUACUUGCCAAUGACGUAAAAUAAAUUUGCUAAACAUUUCUAGUAGGAAAAUACUCAUAGAAAUAUUUAGGGAAAAUUCAGGUAAAAAAAUAUUAUUUGUAUGAUGUCUUAUGGCAAAAUUCUAUCAUGCGUAGUUUAUGCGCGUAGGCCUCAAACCGUGCAAAACAUCAGAUUUCGUUAUAGAUAAAAAGCGUUACUUAUACUUGGAAAUAAUUUACCAAGUUCAAAAUUUUUUAAACUGGCAAUGUUUAUUCUGGUUGUAGAAAACACCGUCCGCAGCACGGCGUGGUACCAUUCGUUUUUCUUUUCUUUAUUGGUAGCUAUAUGGAUGAUGUUGUACUGCAAGGGCGUGCUCUAAUUUUAUUAAAUGUGAUAAAAUAUUGUUGACAUAACCAUGAUUUCCUUAUCAUAUUAACCAAUCAGGACAUUCAAUACAAUCAGCCUACAUGAGUUUACUACUGAACAAAACCAUUCUAUUUUCGGGUUGAAAAGUAAAAUUUAUAGAGAAAUUGCGACAUAUUUUCCUAUAAAAUUUUAUGUUUACUCUGCAGUGAGCACAGACUACCCUGCGCAGGCGCCACUCUCUGUCUCUCUAUUUAUUUAGUCACGAAUCUGUCUGGAUGCGGUGCUAUUGCCGAAAAAAAGUAUUAAAUUUAUUUAAUUGUAAACAAACUGUACAAAAUUAGUUUAAGG
Amyelois transitella is the source of this 2159-nucleotide messenger RNA. RefSeq names its product pro-resilin (gene Muc91C). Lineage: Eukaryota; Metazoa; Arthropoda; Insecta; Lepidoptera; Pyralidae. The transcript has 4 exons. Gene Ontology annotation, biological process: positive regulation of transcription by RNA polymerase II. The coding region runs from base 83 to 1342 and encodes 419 amino acids. Gene Ontology annotation, molecular function: transcription coactivator activity. The record is from RefSeq and is a predicted model, not a curated record. Gene Ontology annotation, cellular component: RNA polymerase II transcription regulator complex.